Linum trigynum is the source of this 815-nucleotide messenger RNA. The record is from the annotation of a GenBank genome assembly. Lineage: Eukaryota; Viridiplantae; Streptophyta; Magnoliopsida; Malpighiales; Linaceae.
UACCCAGCCCAUACUUCUAUUCUGACAUAUUUCAAAAAGAAAUUGAUAAAUAAAUUGCUAAAAAGCAAAAACCGGAAAGCAACCGGAAAGGAAAAGGUUUUGUUUCUCAUUUCCUUUCGAUUGCGAUGGAAAUUGAUAAAACUUCAGCGGCGGAAAAAUGAGCGGUUCGGAGAUCGUCGACUCCGUCGAGGCUUUCCCCUUCGAUUGCGAGGGUCUCUUUUUCUUAUUCUCCCUCUCAAUUUUCCCUGUCUUUCCUCCAUUCUCUGGCCUCCUCUGCUCGUUCGUCCUUGGCUUCUCAGGCGUGAUCUGAAAGGACGACAAGCUCAUCGAUGGCAAUCCCGGAAACGCUCGAACUGAUCCACUCCCAAAGGGGAAGGAGCUGGUAUUCGUCAGUCGUCACCAAUAAUUCGUCUAAUUCCAGACGUCAAUACGCCGGCAAGUUUCAUUCCCUCGGAAUCUCAGUCAGCGAGGUGAUGUUUUUUUUUUUGGUAAAGUUUGUAUCUUUCUGUUUCUUCAUCCUCUGUUGCCUCGUUUUCCUUCAACCCAUGAGAGAUUUUCUCGUCCUCUUUUGCCGCGGCCUUGUGCUUGAAGGUGAAGGGAACUGCAGCAAGCUGGUUUUACAGCCAUUGGAGAUUCCGUGAUGCAAGCUUAGUCAAUGUAAGAAGAGUGGGGAAUUGGGAAUUUAGUUUUCAGGGUUUAGACGAAAAGAUUGUGAAAUUUAGGAUUUAAUUGGACUUUGUUUUAGAGUAUAAUUAUGUAUAUGUUUUAAAAAUAAUAACAUUUAGUUCGUAGUAUAAUGAAUAACAUUUUAUCCG